GCCCCAGCGAGUAUAAAAGCCUCAGCAAGCUGUCAGCAUCAGAAGAUACGUCUGCAUCACGACAGACUUCAGCAGAACUCUCCUAAGUAGGCUGACACGGAUAAAUCACGGUGUCCCCGCGUGUAAAAUCCGAGCAAGUUUAGAAAUGACUCGGAUAACUCGUGCAACUCUGAGGCUUUGAACCAAACUAAAUACAGAACGAAGGAGAUGGGGAUUUAUGCGUCCACACCUGCGCACCCACACUCUGGAAGUUAGCCGCAAAGAGGACGGGAAAGCUGCCGUGAACUUGUUUUUAAACAAAAGAAGCCUUUUCCUCUGCAGAAGCAUGCAGAGCAACAGCAGCGCCUCUGGGUCCCUGGGCGCUCUGAACGUGUGCGGAGGAGAAGAGGACGACAUCUCCAGAGUUGUCAGCCUCACGGGAGCAGCCUCUAAUCUCGCAGCUCUGAACCUUUCACUCAACUGCUGGCUCCUCAUCCUCUCCAAGGAGUCCUCGCUGGACCUGCACGCAGACGGCGCAAACCUGGCAGUACGAGUUGUCAUCGCCCUGGUCUACCUGGUGGUGUGUGUUCUGGGGCUUGUGGGUAACCUGCUGGCCCUCUUCCUGCUGCACUCGCGCCGCCGGGGCCAUCACCACUCUUCCAUCGACUGCUUCGUGAUGAGCCUGGCGCUGACAGACCUCCAGUUUGUCCUCACCUUGCCCUUCUGGGCUGUGGACACGGUGCUGGACUUCCGCUGGCCCUUUGGCCAGGUCAUGUGCAAGAUCGUCAGCUCGGUCACCACCCUGAACAUGUACGCCAGCGUCUUCUUCCUCACCGCCAUGAGCGUGACCCGCUACCACUCCCUGGUUACCUCUCUGAAGAUGGGCAGCCCUGGCAUCGCCACUGCUCAUGCCAAAUGGGCCAGUUUAACCAUUUGGGUGGUGUCACUGGUGGCUACGCUGCCUCAUGCUUUCUACUCCACCACAGUCCAGGUGUCUACAGAUGACGAGCUGUGCUUAGUGCGCUUCUCUGACUCCGAUUCAAGCCACUGGGAUCCUCAGGUCCUGCUCGGACUCUAUCAAACACAGAAAGUCCUCCUGGGAUUUGUAGUUCCUUUGAUUGUCAUCUCCGUGUGCUACCUCCUCCUCCUGAGGUUCAUCCUGAGCCGGCGUAUCGUAGGCAGCACGGUCAGCGCGAGUGACACAGAGAGGUCUGAGUCUGAGAGAGGACGCCUUCGCCGCCGCUCCAAAGUCACCCGCUCUGUCACCAUCAUAGUCCUGUCCUUCUUCAUCUGCUGGCUACCCAACCAGGCUCUUACCCUGUGGGGGGUGCUGAUCAAAUUUGACUUGGUGCCCUUUAGUAAAGCCUUCUACAACGCCCAGGCCUACGCCUUCCCCCUGACUGUGUGCUUAGCUCAUGCAAAUAGCUGUCUUAACCCGGUGCUCUACUGCCUGAUCCGAAAAGAGUACAGAGCUGGACUGAAGGAGCUCCUGCUCAGAGUGUCUCAGUCCGUCCAAAAUGUUCUCACUCAGGGUCUGAGAGAGAGAAGAGUGGCAGACGCACCGCCCAGCCUGGUUAUGAUUCACAAAGACAGCAAUAUGUGAUGGAAAAGGAAAAGUUUGACAUUUUGGAAAACAAUUAUUUGCUUUCUGGCUGAGAGUUAGAUGAGAAUAUUGAUACCACUCUCCAUACAGUGAUGGAUACAGUGGUAUCCAUCUUCUCAACUCAACUCUUGAUCACGAUUUCAAUUUCGGCUUCUAACGAUCACAAAAACAAUGGAAUCGGGAAACGAU
This is a messenger RNA of Sander lucioperca (pikeperch), 1771 nucleotides long. Its product is annotated as relaxin-3 receptor 1-like. Bases 218 to 1582 code for a protein of 454 amino acids. The transcript has 3 exons. Gene Ontology annotation, biological process: G protein-coupled receptor signaling pathway; immune response. Lineage: Eukaryota; Metazoa; Chordata; Actinopteri; Perciformes; Percidae. The record is from RefSeq and is a predicted model, not a curated record. Gene Ontology annotation, molecular function: G protein-coupled receptor activity. Gene Ontology annotation, cellular component: membrane.